Molecule: messenger RNA, 4212 nt
Organism: Dreissena polymorpha
Lineage: Eukaryota; Metazoa; Mollusca; Bivalvia; Myida; Dreissenidae
Exons: 5
Coding region: 193-4212 (1339 amino acids)
Source: RefSeq, a predicted model, not a curated record
UUAAUUGAUCACGCGGAGAUGUCACGCGGUUUAGUGCACACUGCGCAUUUGAUUUGUGACCGACGCUAGUUGAGGUUGUGUUUGAGUACUUAUAUAAAUUCGGGCGAAAUAACGUUUUACUCCUGCUCGUCGUAUAAUGCUGACUGUAGACUUUGAUAUCUUCGAUAUGUGAAAAUGAUUUGAGCGCCAGUCAUGGAAAAUAUGGUUUUCAAUGAAACAGAGACGUGCCAUGUCAUGGAUACAUCUGUUACAAAUGUAUUCAUUCCGUUGUGUGUAUGCGUGUUAAUAGGCAUUGUUACAUAUCUGGCUCACAUAUGUUUCCAAAAACGUUUCAGAAUACAUCAUAUAGAAGGAAAAAAAACAAUUCACCACAAAAGCACAUAUCAGACUGAAUUAUAUGAACGUAUAGAUGCCUCUGUUAAAGAUAUUUCUGCUGAACUAAAACCAACGAUUAAUCGAAGCACUGAAAUUGAAAGUCUUUCAAGCAUCAUUGCUGACGAAAACUUUAGUGGCUGUUUUAAAGAAAAAACUAUUUAUACCAGGCAGAAAAUCGAAAACAACGAACUAGCAUUAAAUGAAAAUCAACACGAUUCUCCUACUGAAAUUGUGUCCGCAAUUGAGACACAUGCAUUCAUGAGUAGCGAAAUCAAGACCUUUGAAGCCAAUCUGUCUGCGCACAUUGAGAAAUCCGAAAUAGUUACCCGACGUACAAUCGAAGACACAGAAAUGGCAUUGAAAGAAAAUCAACAAGAUUGUACUACCGAAAUUGUGUCACAAAUUGGGAAACAGACAUCAUCUCUGAGUAGCGCAAUGAACUCGUCUGAAAACAAUCUGUCUGCGCACAUUGAGAAAUCCGAAAUAGUUACCCGACGUACAAUCGAAGAAACAGAAAUGGCAUUGAAAGAAAAUCAACAAGAUUGUACUACGGAAAUUGUGUCACAAAUUGGGAAACAGACAUCAUCUCUGAGUAGCGCAAUGAACUCGUCUGAAAACAAUCUGUCUGCGCACAUUGAGAAAUCCGAAAUAGUUACCCGACGUACAAUCGAAGACACAGAAAUGGCAUUGAAAGAAAAUCAACAAGAUUGUACUACGGAAAUUGUGUCACAAAUUGGGAAACAGACAUCAUCUCUGAGUAGCGCAAUGAACUCGUCGGAAAACAAUCUGUCUGCGCACAUUGAGAAAUCCGAAAUAGUUACCCGACGUACAAUCGAAGACACAGAAAUGGCAUUGAAAGAAAAUCAACAAGAUUGUACUACGGAAAUUGUGUCACAAAUUGGGAAACAGACAUCAUCUCUAAGUAGCGCAAUGAACUCGUCUGAAAACAAUCUGUCUGCGCACAUUGAGAAAUCCGAAAUAGUUACCCGACGUACAAUCGAAGACACAGAAAUGGCAUUGAAAGAAAAUCAACAAGAUUGUACUACGGAAAUUGUGUCACAAAUUGGGAAACAGACAUCAUCUCUGAGUAGCGCAAUGAACUCGUCUGAAAACAAUAUGUCUGCGCACAUUGAGAAAUCCGAAAUAGUUACCCGGCGUACAAUCGAAGACACAGAAAUGGCAUUGAAAGAAAAUCAACAAGAUUGUACUACGGAAAUUGUGUCACAAAUUGGGAAACAUACAUCAUUUCUGAGUAGCGAAAUGAAAUCGUCUGAAAACAAUCUGUCUGCGCUCAUUGAGAAAUUCGCAAUAGAUACCCGACGUACAAUCGAAGACACAGAAAUGGCAUUGACAGAAAAUCAUCAAGAUUGUACAACCGAAAUUGUGUCACAAAUUGGGAAACAUACAUCAUUUCUGAGUAGCGAAAUGAAAUCGUCUGAAAACAAUCUGUCUGCGCUCAUUGAGAAAUUCGCAAUAGAUACCCGACGUACACCGGACCAGGACGAGUACCUAAAAAAAUGCCAGGAUUUUCGCGACCGGUUGAUACAGUUCUAUACGACGACGAAGAACACUGUGUCUGUUUCACCACUAAGUGAGGGUCGUGACAAACCCAUCUCGGAUGUCUUUGUGCAACCGAAAUUGAGCCACGUUACAAUAGAGAAAGAUGGAUCUAGAAAGAAAACGGGAAACCCGGUUAACCAAUACAAAGCCUUAUUUUAUAUAGACGAAAAGCUAAGUAGCCGUGUAUUUGUUCAAGGAGAACCGGGGAUGGGGAAAACUACAUUCCUCACUAAACUGGCUCUUGACUGGUGUGAUGCAGUGUCUGAGCACAAUCCUGAUCACAGGCCUACAUUUAGUGAUGUCGAAACAUUGAAGGAAUUCCGGUUUCUCUUUCAAAUAUCACUACGAGAUGCAAGGGACCAACGGGAGGUUAUAGAGAUGAUUAAAACACAAAUUAUCGACAUGAUAUACCCUGGUGAAGUAAAACGUGAAGAGACCGUUAAGCUUUUACCACAUAUCCUAGAACUAGAGACAUACAUCGUUUCUAUGGAUGGGCUUAAUGAAUGGGUUGAUCGUUUAAAUCGAUUUGUUAUACCGUUACUUGCGCAAUGGCAUUCAAAGUGUGUGUCCAUUAUUACAUCACGGCCAUGGAAAAUGGCGGAUGGGCGAAUCAAAGAUUCUGAAAUAAAAAAAUUAAUAGAAGUUGAAGGAAUAAUUGAUACAGAAGAACUAGCAAAUAAAAUUAUAAACAGUCUUCAAACUGGUAAUGUGAAGACAACCCCUGAAUUCAUGAAGUACGUGAACGAACGUCAAUUUGGGAAUUUGUUGAAGUCACCCUGGCUGCAAACUCUGUUAGUCAAUUGUUGGAUGAACAAGACGGAAUUGAGUGGCUCCUUGUGUGAAAUAAAUUGUAUUUUACUAGACACACUUUUUAAAAAUGCACGUGCGAAAAAGGGAUAUUUUCAAAAAGGAAAUUCGUUUCAGUGUUUAACAAAUACAAGUUUUAUUCAGCGGCAGAUCAAUAUUUUUGAUGCACUUGCGAAUGUUGCAUUUAAAUUUACGUUUUCAUCGAGUAAAUCUCCAGUGUUCACCGAACGGGGAGUAUUAAAUCACAUGUCAAAAAAGCAGUUGAAAUUUUGUCUUCAUGCUGGUGUUUUUACGAAAAGAUACAGCUCCAAUAUAGCAAGUCAGAAUGCACAGUUUUCAUUUUUACACGAGACUUUACAGGAAUUUAUGACUGCCUAUCAUAUCGCAAAUUCCAAGCAGGACCUUAUAAAACAGUUUCGAACCGGAUCUAAAUAUAAUGUUUUAGAGAUGAGCCAGACCAUAAUUUAUCUAUGUGGACUCGACUGUAAAAAAGCUAAUACUCUUAUUAAUUGUCUGGUUGACGACGAGUUCAUCAAAGCCAUAAGCCACGGACUGAGCAUGUACAUUAUGGGAUAUUAUAAUCAGGAAAACUUAUUAGCAUUUCAGGGCGAUAAUGGGACAAGAAGGAACGUUUUAAAAUCAAAUAAUGAUAACAUUGAUUACGACGCACGUUGCUUCGCACUAUCAGUCUUGUUCCAGCGCAUGAUCAUUGCUGGAUGCAUAGAAGCAACUGCCAGCGGUGAAAAGGAAAUUUGCUUGAAUUGUAGAGACUUCAUAUUCAAUCAGAAUCUUUCUGAGUCCGAUUCAAAUGCGUUAGAACUGCUUUUAUUGUACAACUGUGCAGAUGUGCGGUCACUUGUUGUAGAAAAUAAUUGUCUACAACUUAGCGAAAUAUUGACAGUCAUACUCAAAUCCAAACAUUGUCUUACACGUGUUAAGAUAACAAUGACACCGGAAAUAAGUAAAGCAAUACAUCAUACGAGCAUACAGGAGCUGAACUGUAUCGGACAAUUUGACGUAUCAUCAUGCUCCUAUGUUCUGCCGUCCCUGUCUCAAUUAACAUAUUUGAGAAUAGAAGACACAAGCUUUUUGCAAGAAAUAUCUCUUCCUGAAACAAUACAAAACAUUGUCUUGUCGAAAUGCGAAUGUUCAUCUGAGUGGCUGUGCACCUUGUUGAUCACGCUCUCUUCAUUAGAUCAUCCUGUCAAGUGUGAGCUGUGGGAUGUUGUAUUGCAGUUAAGUGAAGACAUCCGUGGAGAUGAAGCGCAUACACAUAUAUCGGACUUGCGAUCUGAAAUACUGUCACAUGACCUGUCAAACAUUGAGAUAUUAGUGAACCAUGGCAGUGCGGAACUGUUUGAACUAUUACGUGAUACUAUGUAUAAGUCUGCCGGAAGGCGAGUGUUCAUCAGAGUGGCUGCGCAGCUUGUUGAUCACGCUCUCUUCAUUAGAUCAUCCUGUCACGUGUGA